This is a messenger RNA of Hirsutella rhossiliensis, 885 nucleotides long. RefSeq lists its product as uncharacterized. The record is from RefSeq and is a predicted model, not a curated record. The transcript has 4 exons. The coding region runs from base 1 to 885 and encodes 294 amino acids. Lineage: Eukaryota; Fungi; Ascomycota; Sordariomycetes; Hypocreales; Ophiocordycipitaceae.
AUGUCUUCCUCUCUACAUCCUACCGACCUGCCCGCACCGCACCUCCGAAAGCCGCUCGAUAGCCAAACCGGCGCUGGCGGUGAUAUGUCCGUGAUGCUUUUCGUCCAAACCGACUGCCCCGCCAGGUUUGCCCACCUGGACGAACACCGCAUCAAGGGACUUAACGCCGAAGCCAUGGCCCGCGUCUUGCUGCCUCCGCCCGCGUGGCUGCUCACAGCGGAAUAUGCGCCCCUGCGGUCGGGUGCCGACAAUUCCCCAACCUCCGUCUUCUUUAGCCUUAACCUCUCGAUUUACGGCCAGUCCAUUCUUGACACCGACUGGACCGAGCAGUGGUUCUUUAUGAACGGCCGCGUCCACCCCUACGCCCUUGCGUGGGAGGUCGAACAGCGCGACGGCCUGGAGUCUGACACGGGCGGCACCGUUCUCUAUACCAUGCCCGCCCUCGUCGUCCGCGACCAGGGCUACCAGCCCGUUCUUCCUAGGCUCUUUGCCUCUAUGGACGACUUCCCCCACGUCCCGCCUGUUGUUUCCUUCACCGGCCUCGUCGUCGGCACCGGCCACUCCCUGCUGCGGAGGGACCUGCUGCCAGGCCUAGACACCGCCCAACUUAGAUGUUGCGGCUUCGUCCUCCUAUCUACCUACGUCGCCCCGGGGAACCCGGAUAAGAUCCCCUUUAAGGGCUUCCACCCCUUCCAGGCCUUCGUCAUCUUCCCUAUUCACGCCAACCCCUGGGCCGUCCUAUGCAAGGUCGCUGGCCUGCUGGACCACGGCGUCAUGGUUCACCCGCCGGGCUCUGACCUCGUCCACCUCUAUGGCUGCGAUGACACCGCUACCCUCUACGCCACCAAAACGACAACAGUCCUCCGCUUCUGCCGCUUUUCAUAA